CCCGGCUCCUUGCCUCUGGACGCCUCCCAACUGUCGUCCGGGCGCCGCGGCUGCUCUGAGGAGCGGCGGGCCUCGGGGAUGCGGGAACAGGGGACAGGGGGCGGCCCGAGGGCCUGAUCCACGCGGCCGGCGUCGAGAGGCGGCGCGUCCGGCCGAGGAGGGGCUUUUCUGCGGCUGCAGUAGUUUGUUCUCCGGGUCGUCUUUGGAGGGGCCGAGGGAGGUCCGGGCGCUGGGACGGCGAAGUGGCGCUGGCCAGGUGGGAGGUGCCGUGAGGACGGCGGCGGCUUUAAGCGCCCUUGGAAACCCCGGCCCCUCUGACCGUGGAAGGGGCUGCGGGGAGCAGCGUCUCCUGGGAAGGGCUCUGGCCCUGUGAACCCCGGGGAAUCAGGGGCCGCCAACGCGGGUGCCGAUGCCGGGCGCACUGGGAGGCGGCCAGAAUGCCAAUGAGCUUCAGCGGACACGCAGCUGUCACCGGCCGCAGAAGGCCCUGUCGCCACCUCCAGUGCCUGCACUCCAGUGGCCACACAACGUAGGAAAUCGGGCUCAGAACCCACUUUGUUGAUUGACUGAGAAAUCAGGUCCCCUCGAGGGCCCUGUAGGCAGAGGUCUGGGGAGGUCAGGGCUGGCCGUGCGUAUGGGUGUCAGGCUGAUAGAGCCCUCGCCAUCCUGGUUUCUGCAGGCUGGGGCCGGGACCACUGAAACCCCGCCCCAAUUCUACAGAUCCUUUGCUUAGGCUUCCUCAGUGUUCUCACGGUUUGCUGUGGAGUCCCCUUCAGGUGACAUUGCUCAAGCCUCCUAGACAUGUUGAAUCCGAGGUAACAUCUGUGGUCUGGCGGAAGGAGGCUAGAAAGAAGCUGUUUUUGGAAGGAAGAAAGAUGGAAAGUGGUGCGGUUCUGCUGGAAUCCAAAUCCUCACCAUUUAACCUACUGCAUGAAAUGCAUGAGCUUCGUCUCCUGGGCCACCUGUGUGACGUGACAGUCAGCGUGGAGUAUCAGGGCGUCCGCAAAGACUUCAUGGCCCACAAGGCAGUGCUGGCUGCCACCAGCAAGUUUUUUAAGGAAGUGUUCCUCAACGAGAAGAGUGCGGACGGCACUAGGACUAAGGUCCACUUACAGGAAGUGCAGGUUGCUGACUUUGCUUCAUUUCUUGAGUUUGUCUACACUGCAAAGGUACAGGUGGAAGAAGAUCGGGUGCAGCGAAUGCUGGAAACAGCUGAAAAGCUGAAAUGUUUGGACCUAUCAGAAACUUGUUUUCAGUUAAAGAAACAGAUGUUAGAGUCAGUACUUUUGGAGUUGCAAAAUUUCUCAGAGUCUCAGGAGGUCGAGGCGAGCAGUGGCUCCCAACUGAGUGCUGCUCCUGUCCCCAGGGCAAGUGUGGCCACGGAUGGCCCUCACCCCAAUGGCCUCACUGAUCCCUUGGGCGGCCCAGGAGAGAGAGCCAGUAAUGGCAUGUCUUCAGAUUUGCCGAGGAAGUCCAAGGACAAACUAGACAAGAAGAAAGAGGUGGUUAAGCCUCCUUACCCUAAAAUCAGGAGAGCUAGUGGAAGGCUGGCUGGGAGGAAGGUCUUUGUGGAGAUCCCUAAAAAGAAAUACACUAGAAGACUCCGAGAGCAGCAGAAAGGUGCUGAGAGUGAUGUGGGGGACUGCAGGUAUCCCCAGGACCAAUGCCCAGACAGGGUAGGCACAGAGAUGGAGCUGGUUAUCAAAAAUGAGGGUUGCCAGGCAGGUGCUAAGUUGGAGGAAGCAUCGAAGAAAGCAGGGGCAGAGGAGGAAGAGGAGGAGGAGGAGGAAGAGGAAGAGGGGGAGAAGAAAAAGAGCAACUUUAAAUGCAGUAUCUGCGAGAAGGCGUUUCUAUACGAGAAGAGCUUCCUGAAGCACAGCAAGCACCGCCACGGCGUGGCCACUGAGGUGGUGUACCGCUGCGACACCUGCAGCCAGACCUUCGCCAACCGCUGCAACCUGAAGAGCCACCAGCGCCACGUGCACAGCAGCGAGCGCCACUUCCCAUGCGAGCUGUGCGGGAAGAAGUUCAAGCGCAAGAAGGACGUGAAGCGGCACGUGCUGCAGGUGCACGAGGGCGGGGGCGAGCGGCACCGCUGCGGCCAGUGCGGCAAGGGCCUGAGCUCCAAGACAGCCCUGCGAUUGCACGAGCGCACACACACGGGCGACCGCCCCUACGGCUGCACCGAGUGUGGCGCCAGGUUCUCACAGCCGUCUGCACUCAAGACGCACAUGAGAAUUCAUACAGGGGAAAAACCUUUUGUCUGUGAUGAAUGUGGUGCAAGAUUCACUCAGAACCACAUGCUGAUUUAUCAUAAAAGGUGCCACACAGGUGAAAGACCUUUUAUGUGUGAAACAUGUGGCAAGAGUUUUGCUUCUAAGGAGUACUUAAAACACCACAACAGAAUCCAUACUGGAUCCAAACCUUUUAAAUGUGAAGUGUGUUUCAGGACGUUUGCCCAGCGGAACUCACUCUACCAGCACAUUAAAGUCCACACAGGGGAGCGUCCCUACUGCUGUGACCAGUGCGGCAAGCAGUUCACCCAGCUCAACGCCCUCCAGCGCCACCGUCGCAUCCACACAGGGGAGAGGCCAUUCAUGUGCAAUGCGUGUGGACGAACAUUCACCGACAAGUCCACGCUUCGGCGGCACACCUCAAUACACGAUAAGAAUACUCCGUGGAAGUCUUUCCUUGUCAUUGUAGAUGGCUCGCCCAAGAACGACGACGGGCACAAGAUUGAACAGCCUGACGAAGAGUAUGUGUCGUCCAAACUUUCAGAUAAAUUGCUGUCUUUUGCAGAAAAUGGCCAUUUCCACAACCUGGCUACAGUCCAAGGGACUGUACCUACCAUGCAGGACAGUUCUGCAGACACAGCCUGCAAGUCGGACGCCACCGUGGUGUCCCAGGACGCCCUGCUGGCCACCACCAUCAGUGAGCUUAGUGAGCUGACCCCACAGACAGACUCAGUGCCCACACAGCUUCACUCUCUGACCAACAUGGAAUAAGAGCUUCAAGUUAAGUGCCGAGCAGUUCCCAUCCUGUUAGGCUGCGUCUGUGGUAGCUGAACUCAAGAUGACGUGGGGCUAAGAAAAAUAAUUGUCCAUGUGCAAGGAUGUGGGAAGAAUGGCCUCUGCGGAUUUUCCUGGACUUCUGCUAACUUGCACGGCUUUAUCACAGCAUUUUUAAAGCUUUCCCUCAAAAAUCCUGAUCUGCAUGAUCUCAGCUACACUUUACAAACAAGGCAGUGAACACGACCUCACUUAAUUGUGGUGUAAGGUGUGUCAAUCGUUCUAAAGCUUACCUUGUUUAGACAACUGCUUGUCUUCAUUGCAGAGUACAGAGCACUGAAGCAGCUCCUGCUACUGUCGCUAACAGUCUUCCGGGCUUCUCACCCUGCCUUACAUUUCCACGUGGGUUUACUUCUCUCACAACUCCUUUUAAGGCAUUUUUCUUCCAAGCUGAAAUAAAACUGGGGCCACAUAUUUUCAGCCAUUUUUCCCUGUUGAAUUGAAGCAAAUCGGAUUUUCUGUGGGGACCCUCAGAUACAGCUGAAGAAAUGGAUUGUUGUGUUCAUUUCUCCCCACCCCCUAUUUGUAGGCGGUCAAGAAGGUAUGACAGACUGAACACCUGCACAACUGCUUAGUGUAUUCUCAGCACAUACGCAGCUAGGGAGUUUGUCAUAAAAUCAACUUAGAAAUGAGAUGAGACCAGUCAGUUUCAGUCUUUAAAAAAACCAGAUUAGGUAAAAGCUGUCCUACCAAAGAAUCUAGCAAAACAGUAUAGUAUUUUUCUGUAGAGACAUGAAAAAUUAAGACUUUUAGAGCACUUGAAAGUUGUGUAGUCAUUUUAUUUGAAAAACGAGGUGACUGUGGCAAACUGUAGAACAGAGUAUAAUAUUUUUGCCAGGUUUUUAUGACUUGAUUUCUGUAAUUUCCAGAAACCCAGACUUUCCCAUUUCCACACCUAGAGGUGGAAACAGGCAAGUAACUGACGUGUCUGUUUCCGUGGGAGCAUGUGAGAACAGAGCAGAAGAGAAGGAGUCUCAGCACACUUACCUCCGAUUGCCUUAAAGAGUUGAUUGUGAUGAACCAGUAACUUUGUCUCAAAUGCUCCUUUGGCUGUUUUAUGCAGGACUUAAUUAUCGCUUUAAAAAAUUUACAAUGAGGCCGGGCAUGGUGACUUAUGCCUGUAAUCCCAGCACUUUGGGACGCCGAGGCAGGCGAAUCACCUGAGGUUGGGUGUUCAAGACCAUCCUGGCAAACACGGCAAAAUCCCACCUCUACUAAAAAUACAAAAAUUAGCAGGUGGCACAUGCCUAUAAUCCCAGCUACUUGGGAGGCUGAGGCAGGAGAAUCGCUUGAGCCUGGGAGGUGGAGGUUGCACUGAGCCAAGAUUACACCAUUGCACUCCAGUCUGAGUGAGAGCAAGACUCCGUCUCAGGGGGGGAAAAAAAAAGUCACAAUGAAAAGAUGCUUCUGCUGUAUUUGCUCAAUGUUGACAUGGUUCUAGGGCCUCGCGUAUGUGCCAUGUGCUUGUGAAAUGCUGAUUCACAUGUAACAUGUAAACAUUAAUUUAAAAAGAGAACCUUGAAGAAUUCUUUUGUUUACUAGUUCCUUUUUUCCCUACAUUUUUAAUUUAUUAAACUUGCUGUGAAAACACUUGGAUUUUCUAAGUGGAAGGCAUACUUUGUCCUUAAGUUCCAGGGUGAAGAUGUAGCUGCACCAUGCCAGAAAUUACUGAGGGAGACUUUCUUCCUAAGUGCUUCUCUUGUUUUACCUUGAGUGAAACCACUACAAGGUGUUUCAGGCUCUGAUCACAUGUUUCACACCUGCCCUUGGAGGUCACAGUACUAAUUAAAAUUUAGUUAUGACAGUCACUGUACCCUAGUUAUGUUUACAGAAGAAACAGUGACUGUCACACAUCGGAGGAGACUGAACCUGCCCAGCUGAUAUACUGUUUUAUGAAAUAAAGUCACCUGAUCAGAAGGAAUUUAAACAAUAUUUUGUUACCUACUGGAGGGAGUUUUGUCUUGAAUUUGUUUCUUUAGAAAUUUUACCCAAAAAAUGGUAUUAAUAAAUGUCUGCUUUCUAAAAGUAGUUUUGUAAUUUUUUAAAAAUCCAUUUCUUUUAUCAUUUAGGCUCUGCAGAAACAGGAUUCUUAACUGAAACAUAUAAUUUGCUUAAUUACAUGAAUAAUGAAGCGUAAACUCAGGGUCCGUAAGCGUUUAUUUCACACAAUCCCAGGAUGAAGCUGUUUAACUGCUGGGAUCCCAGUUGGCCUCUGGCAGUGGGAUCCUGGAGAGGAGAAAUCCCAGCCUCUGCUCAGGCACAGGCCGCAGCCAGGCUGGGGUGCAUGUGAGUGCGGUGGAGCUUCCUGCCAUUUCUUCAAUGUAAAGUAAAGUAGGCAUCAAAGAUACGACUUCUACUAUACGUAUUUCUCUGUCCCUGAGAACAGAGAAACCUAACUGUAGGAGACUGGUUACAGGGAACCUCCUGGGCGAUGCCCCAUUCCUCCAAAUCCAAGCACAGCCAUGCUGAGUGCAAGUAAGGCCACCCUCUGAGUUGGUUGGUCCCAAGUGUAUACUGAGGAAAGUGCCCAGGUGCAGAUACACUGCCUCUCCCAGAGCCUCAAGAAAGGCCAUUUAGGAGCUUGCUUCAACCAUUUUCUGUGAAAUACUGUUAGCCCACACUCUAAAGGGAUGGACAGCCUUUUGUUUUACCAAAUUCUUUAUUGUCAUUUGGAAAGAUGGGCCAUGUGGUAGAGACCUUUAUUUAAGGUGAUUUUUACAGAAAUGUGAUUUCGCUGUAGGUGAUUAUCCAAACAAGUAAGUUUGUGUAUUAUAAUUUAAUUUUUAAACUGUUAAACCUCGUCGCUCCAAGGAGUUCAUUUUUGGGAAAUAAGAUGGAUACUUGUCUAUUUAAUGAAAUAUGAUAUUCAUGUACUCAGAAGUGACAAUGUUUCAUUUGGGAGGAGGGCACUUGUGCAAAGGGCCUUUGUUGACAUGGAGCUGCACGGGAGCAGAUGUAACUGAGAAAGCCACACAAGUCAGAGGGUCAUCUAGCACAGCAGUCCCCAACCUUUUUGGCCCCAGGGACCAGUUUCAUGGAAGACAAUGUUUUCACAGGUGGGGGGACAGAAUGCUUUCAAGAUGGUUCAAGUGCACUACAUUUACUGUGUACUUUAUUAUUAUUGCACUGUAAUAUACAAUAAAAUAAUUAUAGAACAUACUACAAUGUACAAUCAGUGGGAGCCCUGGGCUUGCUUUCCUGCAACUUGACAGUCCCAUCUGGGGGUGAUGGGAGACAGUGACAGAUAUUACAACCUAGAUCCCGUGCAUGCGCAGUUCAGUAGGGUUUGCACUCCUGUGAGCUCUAAUGUUGCCACUUAUCUAAAAGACACAAAGCUCUGGCAGUAACACAAGACAUGGGAGUGGCUGCAAAUAGAGACGAAGCUUCACUCACUGGCCGCAGCUCACCUGCUGCGAGGCCCAGUUUCUGACGCGUUCGGGACCUGUGAUCUAUCACAUCACCCUAAAUGAGACUCGGAAAUUAUCUGCAUACCUUUGGCACUCUGUGGACUCUUAAGCUGACAAAACUAGGCCUUUAAACUACCAUGGUGGCAUCUUCAUUAGGAAAAUGAUUCUGAGAAGAGCAACUUGAUGUAUGCUCUGAAUGAUCAACCACUCAGAACGCCUAGAUGGGUCAGCUUGUUCUACCAUUUAAGACAUUUUGCUUGAAGUGUUGUGAAUAUACUUUAGGACAUGAAAUCAAGGCUCAAUGAUAAGAUAACAGGAUGAGCUAGCCUGCACCACCCCCACAUGGGUCCUCUUCCUCACCAGAACUUCAGGCCCAGUGGUCAGUGAGGCUGACCCUUCCCCAGGGGCAUCUCCUCUCCCUGUACGGAUACUUGCACAAUUAAGAUACAUGUCUACACUGACCAGAUAGUUGAGUAGUACUUUCUUGGGGUAGGAGAGUGUCAGGCCUAGGGCUGCCUCACCUCCCCACCUGUCUUCCAGCAACCAUGCUUUCCUCAACUUCAUAAGUAACUGUAGACCCUAAAUGAUUCAAGGAAGGGAUGAGAAUGUGGGGUCUGCAGAAUUACGAUGUACUUUAGGGGACUGCAUCAACAGAAGUAACCAGAGUUUCCUUCUAAGCCCUCAGUCCGCAAAACCAUUACAGUGCCCUGGAAUUCCCAUCAAAUGACUGGAGCCUAGAGAAUAUUAACAUCUGUUGCCUUAAUCUUUUUUUUUUGAGAUACAGUCUUGCGCUCAGUGGUCCAGGCUGGAGUGCAAUGGCACAAUCUCGGCUCACUGCAACCUCCACCUCCUGGAUUCCAGUGAUUCCUCUGCUUCAGCCUUCUGAGUAGCUGGGAUUACAGGUGUGCGCCACCACGCCCAGCUAAAUUUUUUUUGUAUUUUUAGUAGAGAUGAGGUUUCACCAUAUUGGGCAAGCUGGUCUUGAACUCCUGACCCCAGAUGAUCCGCCUGCCUCGGCCUCCCGAAUGUUGCCUUAAUCUUAAUGCGAACAACUGGAAGCAAUGGAAGCUACUUUUGACCUAUGCCAAUUUAGCAAGAAAAGACUUGUCAAAAUAUUACUGAUAAUUUCCAAUUCACUGUACAGGUUAAAAUAAAACAAACAUUCUUUCUGCUAAGGUAGAUUUAUUGUUACACAUGGUUAGUUUUCAUGAUGUAAUCCCCUGCCCCAGAGCAACUCAGGGCUCCAUGGGGCAGAAGCCUGCUCUUGGUCAUAGCUCGUAACACAGCAGGCAGGUCACGGGGGCAUGCUGUGCUGCCAAAUCCUCCAGAGGAAGUCACAAAGGUUUGCAUUUGGACAUUUAAAUGCACGAAACCAGGAGAAACCAAUGCACAAGGGCUGCUGCAUAUACUUUGGUUACAGUGACCCCACCACACACGGUCACGACUGUGCAAAAAUACCGCUUUCAAAUCAUUAAAGAACUCACACAAGCUAUAAAAAUGCUGCCACAAAAAGCAAACCUUUCCUGUAAGAAACACUGACUGACUUUGACGAUGAACCAACUCCAGAUUUGCUAAAGUACAAGAAUUGUACCAUAAUUAUAUUUUGUUCAUAACAUUCUAUGUCUUGAAGACCUAGCUCACAGGCAUCUUAAAACCUGGCACUGUCCUGCAUCCACGGGACAUGUAAAGCAAGAAGUUCGCACACCACUGACCGGGCUUUUCUCAUUCUUUUUUUUAUCUUCUGGCAGUUCUAUUCCAGCCAUUACAAUUACUUUGAUUCUUUUCAUGUGAAAUAUUAAAAACAAAAAUUAAUUAUUAGCCCAGGAGCUGGUCCCAGUGUUUACUGCAAUACAAACAAGUGACUCUCUGACGACAAAAUGUCACAAACACUACUGUUAAAAACAGCCCUUCAGACGGCUCUGUUGGGGUGUCAUGAUUAAAGUCAAACAGAAACGCCCUAUAAUAAGUCACGCGAUUUCACUUUAAGUUGUCAGACCAGAAGAU
Callithrix jacchus (white-tufted-ear marmoset) is the source of this 8479-nucleotide messenger RNA. It is a transcript of the gene GZF1, whose product is annotated as GDNF inducible zinc finger protein 1. Gene Ontology annotation, cellular component: nucleus; nucleoplasm. Gene Ontology annotation, biological process: regulation of transcription by RNA polymerase II. Lineage: Eukaryota; Metazoa; Chordata; Mammalia; Primates; Cebidae. Gene Ontology annotation, molecular function: RNA polymerase II cis-regulatory region sequence-specific DNA binding; DNA-binding transcription repressor activity, RNA polymerase II-specific; protein binding. The record is from RefSeq and is a predicted model, not a curated record.